CAACAACCUCCUUAUUCCCGAUGCAAAUCUGUCUCAGUAGAAUGAAAAAAAAAAGCAUACAAAAAGACAUCUCAGCGUAAUGGACUGGAUUGGUGCAGUAACAAAAGAGACCACGUCUACGGUGUUCGAUGCUUCCUCCUAGCAACCGUCUCCCUUGAUCCCAAAGUGCAAGCCAUUGAUCAGGUACCAUUCUCGAAUGUGCCUGAUCUGAUCCGUAAAAAGGACGGAUGACUCGCGUUCAGAAAUCCGGAGAGCUGACGGGCAAUGCUCGCCGCUCUAGCCGGGGAGCCAGGGCGUGCCGUAGCGCCAGUCCAUCUAUAAAACAUACGCGGACUUGUCUCAAGAGCCCGCCCGGCACCGCCAUAAACUCAAUAUCAGCAACCAGACGCUCGUUUCUCUCCUUGCCCCUCUUUGAACACAAUCGCUUCUGCAUCUAUCGCAAACAACGCGCGCAAUGGCUCCAGGAGACAGUCGUGCCAAUACUGGACUCACCUUCUUCGGAAUGGUGGGUGGCGUUAUGGCCGCUUUGAAGCUGAAGGAAAAGUGGAACGAAUACAGACGUAUUCCUGACGAGGAAGAUGCCUUGGGCCCACUUGCCUUGCAUAGUCCCAUCGAUGAGGACGGGAUGCAUACUUUGGAUACAACUAUCCCCUCCGUCAGGUUGAAGAGGAGGAAGGCGGACUGCUGCGUGUGCUGCGGGAUGCAGUGCGGCCUUUUCUGGAAGGCCUUCGGAAUUGUGUGCCUCCUACUGGUAGGCUGGCAGACCAUCAAGUUCGUCGUCUGGAUGGUGACCCCCUCCCCGACCGGCCUCGAGACCAUGCCAAAGUUCAGCGCCUCGCUGGGCUGUUCCGACGCUCCUCACUUGUAUGGCGAUUCAAAGACCACAUUCUCAGUCCCAAUAAAUGUUGAUGCUUUGGACCACAUCGUUGACAUCAACGGCGGCGCGGUCGGUACUCUGACAAUCGCCGAAGGCGCACCAGGCGCAACCGAGAUCAAAUACGAGAUGACGCUCCGCUCGAGCGACGCGUCCUAUCUCGACCUGGUCACCCUCAGCUACUCAACGCCUUCCGAGGUCGAGGACCCGAUGACCCAGAGCCGCAUGAGCCUCGUGACGCCCAUCUAUGGUGAAGCUGCCGGCGCAUGUAUGCGCUACGAUAUGACCGUAUACGUGCCACCAAGCAUCGCGUCACUCAGCGUCACCACCCGCGGCUCGGGCGCCACGCAGCUGAAGUUUGACGACGACUCGAACUUCGAUCUGGGCAGUCUUUACGUGAAGACGUACGGCCUGGAUGAGCGCAACAUGAUCCUCCCGCAUAAGGGCGUGCACGCCGGCCUGCUGACGCUCGAGAUGGAGCGCGGCUGGCUCGUUGGGGACGUCGCGAUCGUGGACAAGACGGUGCUCACGACACAGCGCGGGGACGCCACGCUGAACACACACGUCUACCCUGCGCCCUCGUCAGAGGAGCCGCCUGCGGUUGCCCAGCUGCAGACCACAACGGGAUCGGGGCGCUCGGACAUUUUCUACGUGAACCACCCUGGCCAUGCUCACCGCCAGAUCUCGAGCAUUCACCGCUCCUCGCGGAACGGCGAUUUGUACCUCACCUACAAGGAAGCAGAAUGCAACGGGACCGUCGACCUCACCGCGCAGUCGUUCUCCGCGACGGGUCUGCAAGGAUCGGUUCGUCAUGGAGGAGAUGAGUUGCCAUGGGUUGGGAGCAAGGACGGCGCGGACAAGAUCGUGGCCGAGUCUCCCCACGGGUGGGUCGGGAUCUAUUUCUAAACUGGGUCUUCAUGUCUAUGUGAGUGGGAAGUGCACCCGUUAGAGUUGAGCUGCGGUUCAUCUAGUGCAGAUGUGCUAUCACACCGGACUCUAUGGGACUCAUAGUAUCUGUAUCGUGGUUCACGCUCAUUUGUAUUCAUGGUCAUCAUUAUAUCAUUCGUGCGAGCUAAUAUACAGUGCAACUUUUGUCCAUCCUCAUGAAGCGCCGAUUCCACCACGUCGAUGCGGCAUCGGGCUCCAAGCUCUUUGGUCAGCGGUUUUCUUGUCUACAACUCCC
Laetiporus sulphureus 93-53 is the source of this 2057-nucleotide messenger RNA. RefSeq lists its product as uncharacterized. The record is from RefSeq and is a predicted model, not a curated record. The coding region runs from base 455 to 1780 and encodes 441 amino acids. The transcript is spliced from 4 exons. NCBI's taxonomy places the organism in Eukaryota, Fungi, Basidiomycota, Agaricomycetes, Polyporales, Laetiporaceae.